UUAAAAGUUGGUGAAUUCUACCGUAAGGAUAUACAUGUACAGAUGGCUCUUCCACACACACCACCGCAACCAUAUACAUGGCUCUGGCCACCUGCCUCACCUCUAUCCUCCUCCAGGAUGACCACGAUCACCACCUCCGGUACUCCCACCCUGACCACCAACACCUCUACCAUAGUGGCCCCGUAACCACCUCCACCACCUCCCUGACCUCCCGUCACCACCGUUGUACCCUCCUCCACCACCACCACUUCCCUGACCCCGUCGUCACCUCCAUCAUUUCCGUCAUCACCACCUUCGUCCUCACCGCUACCCUCAUCCUCUCCGCCUCUGCCUCCACGUCGGCCUCUACCUCACCACCACCUCUAGCUCCUCUACGGCCGCGACCCCUCCCCCCUCGCCGUCCAACCAUUCCCAACCCUUCCCACCAAACCCCAUUUCCGAUUCCCGUCCUCAAAAAAGAAUCAAAAGACCCUGUGGUUCAGUUUCUGGAAGGAGAACUUCUCAUAGUGUGUUUGUAUUCCAAUCCAGGUGGACGCUUUGCCUCAAGGGAAAAAAUGAGCCUUCUAAAGAACUGCCGAAGUUUUCUGUCAAACUUUUUCUUCAUUCCAGUGGCCAUGUUGCAGCGAAAUUCCAAUAUGACCAGGUUAUGGAUGUUCCCGCUUUCUUCCUUGUCCGAAGCAGAGAAGGUUCUAGGAGAAAUAUCUAAUUAUAAAGUUCAGUUGGAGGCGGUAAAAGCCAAAAUCAAAUCUGCUAAAUCAAAAGAUGAGUCUGAAUCUCUUAAAUUUACUCAAAAGAAACUGAUUAACAAGGCAGGUUGCAAGUUUCUUAUAUUUGCGCACCAUCAGCCAAUGAUAGAUGCGAUACAUGAGUGCCUUCUUAAGAAAAAAGUGGGUUGCAUCUGGAUUGAUGGAGGUACACCCGCUGCAUCAAGGCAACAAUUGGUUACAGAUUUCCAGGAAAAGGAUUAUAUCAAGGCAGCUGUACUAUCCAUUAAAGCGGGAGGAGUUGGAUUAACUUUAACUGCUGCAAGCACAGUUAUCUUUACAGAACAAUCCUGGAGUCUAGGUGACCUAAUUCAGGCCAAAGAUCGUGCAUAUAGAAUUGGUCAGGUCUCAUCAGUAAAUAUAUACUAGUUGGCAAAUGAUAUGGUUGAUGACAUCAUUUGGUAGGUUCUGUUAUUAUUUCUGCAGUCUUUCGCCGCUUGGUAUAGCAUUGACUUAACAUUUAUUAUGCAUUGAUGAUCUAAAUUUUUACGACUUAGGGAUGUGGUGCAAUUCAAACCGGAUAAUUUGGGGGCAGAUGUUAGAUGCCCAUGAGAACACCUUAGCUGUGUCAAAUAAUCAGCCAUUGAGUAGCCCUGCAAAGCAUACUACUAUUGGGCAUAGGCCUUCAAAGCAGAGAACUCUUGACCAGUUUGUCAGAAGAUGUGAUAAUGUGGAUAGGUCGGAAGUCGGAACAUCAUCCUGACCAGAAACGGCCCUCUUGGUCAUGACUUGUGAGAUAUGCAAAAUGGAUUUCCAUUUUCACAGAUACAUGGCCAGUGGCAAGUGAAUAGGAACUUAAAUGUUGACGUCUACAUGCAGAAGUUUCCCUGUAGUAUUAACCAGAUGUGCUUACAUGGGGAAUUCACCUGUGAUGACACAAAUGCCGUUUUGAAGCUGAAAUCCAUUGUACAACAAAUAAUAGAUUUAGUAGAACUGGCUACACUAAACUAUGUUACUUGUACUGGAGAUAAUGGUUUGAAUAUGUGAAAUAUGUAUUGGAAGAAAAUGUUGAUAAAGUCACCCAUUAGAUUUUAGGUUUCCACUUCUUGUUCUUAACUUUUUGCUCCCCUAUGUUUUGUUUUAGUUUGGGGCUCUGUACAGAGUAUGACAUUAUCAUAUAUGAAUGAGACUUGUAAACUUCUUUACUCCA
Arachis duranensis is the source of this 1914-nucleotide messenger RNA. Its product is annotated as chromatin-remodeling ATPase INO80. Gene Ontology annotation, cellular component: nuclear replication fork. The transcript is spliced from 10 exons. NCBI's taxonomy places the organism in Eukaryota, Viridiplantae, Streptophyta, Magnoliopsida, Fabales, Fabaceae. Bases 78 to 1133 code for a protein of 351 amino acids. The record is from RefSeq and is a predicted model, not a curated record. Gene Ontology annotation, biological process: replication fork processing; DNA repair.